UGUCACGACUCUAAUUGAAGAGUAUCCGAAAUGGCAACCGGAAUCGGUCUCGGUUUGUGCUUUGCGGCUGGGAUAAUUCUGCGACUUUCCUUGUUCCGAACAAACUUGCCUGAUUGGUUCGCAGAAAGAGUAGAAAUAUCUAACGCGCUUACAUCAUGGCAGAAAACUCUGGACGGGAUUGCACUUCAGGACAAUGAUAUCUCUCCGUACAGGGGCGAUUUGUUUCAUGAGACCCCAAUUAUGUUGCGUGUGUUCAGUUUUGUCUCAAAAGUUCUAUCUUCAAAAAUGCACUACUUUUUUGUGUUUAUUGACAUUCUCAGUGGUCUUGUACUGGCUAGUAUGGGCAAGGAAUUCAGCAGAUAUUUGUUACAGAAACAGGUCAACAAUGUGAAGAAUUAUGCGGUGGGUGUGGAGAAAAUUAUUCUGCGUAAGGAUCAUGUUGACUUGAUCCCCUUGGCAAUUGUGGCAACGCAUUUUCUCAACCCCUACAGUGUAGCAGUGUGCCUGGGGAAAUCCACCGCAGUUAUAAACAACUUUUUUAUAUUCCUGACAUUCAUGUUCAUGUUGAAAGGUAACCUGUUGAUGUGUAUGGGUACAAUCGCUAUGGCAACCUACCAGUCCUUGUAUCCAGUCAUGUUACUGGUACCCGCUGCGAUAUAUUUUCAACAUAUGAGUGGUCAGACCAAGAAGACAGAGUCAUCUCAGUUUAUAACCGGGUGUGGUGUAACCUCUAUGGUUGGUGUCGGCAUGACCUUGGGCCUCUACCUGAUCUCCUACUUUCUGGAAGGUUCCAUGAGAUUCCUUGGGGCAACGACUGGUUUCAUCCUUGGUGUACCAGACUUGACACCAAACCUUGGGGUAUUCUGGUACUUCUUCACGGAGAUGUUUGAGCAUUUCCGACCAUUCUUCAUCUGUGUGUUCCAGAUCAACGCUUUCCUUUACACAGUACCAUUGGCGGUUAAACUCAGGGAUCACCCAGUGUUCUUGGCCUAUGUGUUGGUCACCUUGAUGUCCAUAUUCAAAUCGUAUCCAAGCUACGCAGAUGUUGCUGUCUUCAUCACAUUGCUGCCCAUGUGGAAACAUGUGUUUUCAUAUAUGCGCAACACGUUUGUGGUCACAAACAUGUUUCUAGUCUGCAUGGUGAUGUCUCCAAUCCUGUGGCAUUUGUGGAUAUAUGCAGGUAGCGCCAAUGCUAACUUCUACUUUGCAAUAGCCCUCACAUUCUCAACUGCUCAGAUUUUCCUCAUCGCAGAUCUGAUGUUUGGAUAUCUGCGACGAGAGUUCGAUCUUCACAAUGGACUCAAACAUAAACUGGACAAUGGCAAAGAUGCCCAAAUUGUCAUGGAGUGACUGUAAAAACCAUUCAAAACAUUAAUUUCCAGACUUUCUAGUAUUUGUUUUCAGUGUUUUGUAUACAUAUUUUGUAUGAUCUUUAUUGUAUGGAACUUUAAUGCUUUUUUCUGUGAAAAUGAUCUUUUUUGUGUGGACCUGUAAUGUACUUGUGUAAAAAAACAGCUUUUUGUGUUCGUGCUGUCAUUGAGAACAAAACAGAAGAAGAUCCGCAGAGAUAGCUCAAAGUAAUUUUUAACUGAAAUUAUAACUUUUUGUGGGCUCUACUUUUGACAUUGUUUUUACAUAUGUGUCAUUGCAUCAUAUACAGCUUUCAAAUGCAAUACUGAUUGUUUUGAAAGACUUAUUUAUAUUAAUUGAAAUUGAAUUUCGUGGAUUAAUCAAAUCUGGCAUUUUCCUUUGAACUUAAAUUAGUGAAUUUUUUUUAAUAUAAUAUCUGAAAGUGACUUGAGAUUCGAACAUUUGUAAUUUUGUGGUUUAAAGGACACAUGAAAAUUAGUUCCAGACAAAUAAUAAAUGUUUCGCAGUAUGCUUAUGAUGGACCAUGCAUUUGAUCCCAUAAGGUAUGAUGCAUGUACAUUUAUUACAUUUGUGUGUUUCUUCAAUGUGUUUUUCUUAUGCCAGCACAAAAUGGGAGGCCUUAUGUAAUUCACUUGGCAGCCCAUAUGUCUGUUCAUCCUUAAAUCUUGUAGGGACUGUAUUUUCAUUGAACAGGCACUUUUUAUGCCCCCGAAGGAGGGCAUAUAGUCAUCGCACUGUCAGUCUGUCUGUCCGUCCGUCCCUCUGUCUGUCCGUCACACUUUGCGUUAAGGUUUCGGAAAAUGCGCAUACUAAAGUAACUUUAGCUGAAACAUUCAUAUUUGGUAUGCAUGUUUAAUGGACAAGGCAUUUCCAUAUGCACACACAUUUUGACCCCUUUGACCUUGAACUUAGGGUCCGCGUUAAGGUUUCAAAAAAUGCGUUAAGGUUUUGAAAAAUGCCGAUAACUUCUAUCAAAGCGUUUAUCGGGGGCAUAUGUCAUCCUAUGGAGACAGCUUUUGUUAAAUCACUGAACGCAAUAAUGUUUUCCAUGUAGAGAUAGUGUGUCAUGUGCAAAUUGCUGUCAAGAUCAUUUUUGGAGCAUACUACAGCUAGCCUGGAUGUCAGAUCAAAAUUUAUCAUGCUUGUUAUAUGUCUGUCUUUUGAUGGGUCUUGUUAUGAAAACCUCCCUGGCAGAAGAAUGGGAUGGCAGUAAGGCAGGAAGCACAUUCAUAGUUCCUGCUCCCUAAGUCUUAAAGUUUGCAGCGAAUCCUUACCAAAAUGUUUUGAUUUUGAAUGCAGAAAAAUCCACAUUCCAUAAUUAACAAAUUGUCCCAGGGUACUUAAAAGUUACCGUAUUGCUCUUUACUUAUGUACAAUUCCACAUUUAACUGUUCCUGCUAUCUAAGUCUUACAGUUUUAUAGAAUCUUCAAUGCAGGUUAAGUUGAAUAAGCACUCAAUGUUCACUAGGCACUAUACUGUUAUAUUUUUUUAUUAAGAAAAUGUAAACUUUU
Dreissena polymorpha is the source of this 2883-nucleotide messenger RNA. Its product is annotated as phosphatidylinositol glycan anchor biosynthesis class U protein-like. Lineage: Eukaryota; Metazoa; Mollusca; Bivalvia; Myida; Dreissenidae. Gene Ontology annotation, biological process: protein localization to cell surface; attachment of GPI anchor to protein. The transcript has 12 exons. The record is from RefSeq and is a predicted model, not a curated record. Gene Ontology annotation, cellular component: membrane; GPI-anchor transamidase complex. Bases 31 to 1350 code for a protein of 439 amino acids.